Molecule: messenger RNA, 3940 nt
Organism: Acanthochromis polyacanthus (spiny chromis)
Lineage: Eukaryota; Metazoa; Chordata; Actinopteri; Pomacentridae
Gene: ntng2a
Product: netrin g2a
Source: RefSeq, a predicted model, not a curated record
CACACACACACACACACACACACACACACACACACACACACACACACAGUGUAUUCCUAUCAUUGUGGGGACUUACCAUUGACUCCCAUUCAUAUCUAACCCUAACCUUAACCCAGACCAAAACAAUGUCUAACCCUAAAUAAACGUUUUUGCACUUUUACUUUUUUCAGUCACAACAACAUGGCCAAGAAAACACUGUUUAAACUUGUGGGGACCAAAAUGAGGUCCCCACAAGUGACAUUGUUUUCGGUUUUCCUACAGUUGUGGGGACAUUUGGUCCCCACAAGUAUAGCCAGCACCUGACCACACAUACACACACACACACACACACACACACACACACACACACACACACACACACACACACACACACACACAUAUAUGUAUGUACAAUAACAAUAAUAAUAUUAAUAAAAACUAGAAAUGGAGAGAGAGGUAGGGUUCCUGUGGACGGAGGGAAAGAGGAGGAGGAGGAGGAGGAGGAGGAGGAGGAGGAGGAGGAGGAGGUAAAUCAGGUAGAUUAUUUUCCAGUCAGUGGAGUUUGAGCUCAGAACCAACGUAGCUCUGACAGAAGAGGACCAUAAGCACGAGGAUUUAUGGGAUUAAAGUGAAGAAGAAGCAGAGACUGAAUGUUUGAGCUCCUCAGUAAUCAGAUUACCCAGAACCCACUUGAAGACACAAAGACAGGUGGACAGAAUCAUAUGGACAGGCUGGUCAGCAGAAGUAAUGUAUCAUACCACAUACAGAACCCCUCUAGCCUAGCCACGCAAGACCCAGCUCUGAAGACACAAGGGUCUAGGAACUCUCGACAGGGAGGGAGGCGGGCUAAAAGGUUGUCUAUCAAAUCCCUCUGCAGCAAUUGGGUCUCAGGCGGGCGGCACAUUCGAUGAUUGACAGCUGAUGACUGAAAGGACAAACUCAGGUGUGAACGACCGCCUGGUCUCAACUCGAGUUGACAUUAGCACAACGAGCGGCUGGUUACCGUGGCAGCCACCUGUCUGAAGGACUGGCAGAGCUGAACCUGUAAAGAUGUGGGAGUUGACCUUCGCUUCUGUCUGACUGUCCACCAUGUCUGUCCGCCUGAUCGUCUUCGUCCUCCUCGUCUUCUUGCCGCCGGCCAGCAGCCAGCUGGACGUCUGUCGGUCUCUGCGCAGCUCGGAGGCAGGGCCAGGAUGGGAGUUUUAUGCCUGUCAGCCGCCACACACCAACAUGAAGGAGGGGAUGCAGAUCAGAGUGGACCCCCCUGGGAUCACCUGUGGAAACCCACCUGAGAGAUUCUGCACACUGGAGAACCCGUAUCUAUGCAGCGACGAAUGCGACGCCUCCAGCCCCGACCUGUCUCACCCUCCUCAGCUGAUGGGCGACAGGGAGAGGGGCGGGCUCAUCACCUACUGGCAGACGGUCACCUGGUCCAGGUAUCCUGAGCCCCUGUUGGCCAACAUCACCCUGUCAUGGAACAAGAGCCUGGAGGUGGUGGACGACAUCGUGGUCACCUUUGAGUACGGCCGACCAACCAGCAUGGUGCUGGAGAAAUCCCUGGACAAAGGAAUAACUUGGCAGCCGUAUCAGUACUACGCUGAUGACUGUCUCGAGGCCUUCGGCAUGUCCCCUAAACGGGUCUCGGACUUGGCACCAAGUAACUUAACCCGGGUCAUUUGCACUGAGCAGUACUCCCGCUGGGUCGGAGCCAAGGAGGAGAAGAUGGUGGUGUUCGAGGUGCGUGCUCGGUUUGCGGUGUUUGCUGGUCCAAAGCUGAUCAACAUGGACGCCCUGUACACCCGAAUGGAGACCAUGAAGGCUCGAGACUUCUUCACCUUCACCAACCUCCGGCUGAGACUCCUCCGCCCGGCCUUGGGAGGAACCUAUGUCCAGAGAGACAACCUGCUCAAGUACUUCUACGCCAUUUCCAACAUUGACGUACCUGCCAGGUGUAAGUGUAACCUGCAUGCGUCUCAGUGUGUGCUGCGUGAUGCGACGCUGCAGUGUGAAUGUGACCACAACACGAGUGGACAGGACUGCCAGCGCUGCAGUCAGGGCUUUAAAUCCCGCAACUGGAGACCAGGAUCAUACCUGCCACUGCCCAAAGGCUCCGGCAACCCUUGUGAAGCAGAAGAAACUGCAAUCAAUGCAUCACUGGCUGUAUCUCCUGAUGUACCCCUUCCUGGUCUACCUUCUUCAGAUAUUCCUCCAGAAGUGCCAUCCUCUAGGACUCCAGAACCCUCAAUAGAUGUAGCACCUCCUGAUGUAGCUCCUCCAGAAGUGGCAUCUUCUAGAACUCCAGACAUACCUCCCCCUGAUGGUCUAUCUCGUGAAGUAUCCCCUUCUGAUGCUUCUUCCCGUCCAGCUCCAGAUGGUCCUGUAGAGUCUGUGUUGCCUCCCUCUGAAGAGGACCUUCCUGGUCCCGCAGUAGACACAGUAUCCAUUCCCUCAAAUCCAUCUGACCCAGCUGUUGAUUUGGCACCUGUGGACUUCACCUUCUCUGAUCCAGAUAAUCUAAAUUCUGUUGAAUCUGGACAAGAUUCAGGAUCUGAUUUUGGAACAGUGCCGGUUGGUAAACCUAGGACUAUUUCAAAUGAUUUCCGUGGACCUGUUGAUGCUCCUGGAUCAAAAUCUGGUGACCCUGGACUGGAUCCUUUCUCAGCAGAGCAGGACACAGUACAAACAGGGAAUGGGAAACCACAGUCAAGUACAAGAGAUUCUUCUGUGCCAGAUCCCUCUUCAGUUGCUGAGAAUCUUGAUCUGGAUUCAUCAGGAUCUCAGCAAGAAGUAAAGUCUUCUGAGGAGGAAUCAGUCACACCAUCAGGAAGUUCAGAGUCCGAGGAAAAGAAAGACUCUCAACAAGAAGUGACAGCAGAGCAAAACAGAGAGGAAGUAGUCACUGAGGCCAAAGAAGAAACCACAGAGAAAUCUGAACAGGAAGGAGAGAAGGAGAAAGAAGACAAAGGCUAUGAGAAGAAAGCAACUCAGAAGAUUCUGAUUCCAGGAGGACCAAAGUUCAGUCAGUUGUCCAAAAUCGCCUACGUCUCCUUCCAGGACUGCGAGUGUAAUGGUCACUCCAACCGCUGCAGCUUCAUCGACUUCAUCAAUGUGGUCACGUGUGUGAGCUGCAAACACAACACACGAGGACAGAACUGCCAGUACUGCCGCCUCGGUUACUAUAGAAACUCUUCACUGGCACUGGAUGAUGAGAGCGUGUGUGUCGAGUGUCAGUGUGAUCCAGAAGGUAGUUCAUCUCCUCACUGCUCUGACUCGGGUUUCUGCAGCUGUAAAGUUGGAUCCACAGGGAGGCGCUGUGACGACUGUUUACCUGGAUACACCUGGAGAGGAGGCGGGGCCGGCUGCACAGUGAACGUGUGCGACACCGAGCGUUUGGUUUGUCAGAAUGGAGGAACCUGUGUGGACUUUCAGCGCUGUGUCUGUCCAGAUAGCUUCACAGGUGCGUUCUGCGAGCAAAUGAUCUGUCUGAAGAAAACCGGUUGUCUUGACAACGCUGAGGGCGCCUUCUCUCCUCUGACAUCACACCUAUACCUGCUGACCUUCAGUCUGAUCACCUCCACCUUCUGCUGACCUCAGCAUGAGGCCACGCCUACCAUGACAUCAGAGAAAUGUUUAUUGCUGUUUAUUGUUUACUGAACUGCUGCUGUAACACAUGACGUCACAGUCUGAUAUCAUCAAGUCACUCCACAGAUUCCUCCCUUCACUCUGGACCUGCUGCCUACAUUAUCCAUGAUGCAUCUCUCUGUAACAUUUUAACUCAACAGAUGCAGGAUUCAAACUGUAAAACAUCUGCAUUUAAUGCCACAACUAGAACCACACUGGUCCUCACAACCACAGAAGAACAGAUGAAAUAUGUGUGUUUGUCUUCAGUAGAACCAGUAGAACCUGCUGACAAACAUAACUGUUAAAAACACACUGAUCAAUAAACACAGUGAGAAACUGA